Molecule: messenger RNA, 2896 nt
Organism: Danio rerio (zebrafish)
Lineage: Eukaryota; Metazoa; Chordata; Actinopteri; Cypriniformes; Danionidae
Source: RefSeq, a predicted model, not a curated record
GUCAUUCAGUGUCGACAAUUUUUCUUUACAAGAUAGAUAGAUUACGGAACAUUUCAAUAUUAUAUAAAUAAUAAUAUCAUUUUGACCUAGACAGCGUAUUUUUGGCUAAUAUAUUUAGACACAUAUAUUGACUGCUUUUGUCGUUCAGGGUCACAUUUGUCAUGACACGCUGAAUUGCAUUGUUUAUAUGCCCAUAUAUUACACAUGUUACAGCCGCGGAGUGUUUGCUUACCUGCCGUAAAGCGUCGAUGUGACGCGCACACUUUUACUGUCAUCGUUUGCGGGUUAACGUGUUUCUUGUAGACAAGUACAGAAACAUGUUUACCACCAUGUAUUAAUUGUGCAAAAGAGCAGUUGUAAAAUCGACACGUUAAACUGGUUAAGCUUGUCGCGGUAACUCAAAAACACGUUCGCUUGAUGGUCCAUCAACACCGUACGGAAGUAAAUGUAUGUCUGUAUGACUAUAUGCCUUUUAAACUCGUCUAGUAAAGGGACCGAGAAUUUUUUUUAACAGAAAAACCCAUAAAGGUUUGGAACAAACUGAGGCAUGAGCAGCCAAAAGCUUAUUAGGUUAAUCAUCGGCUCCUUAGUGAUUGUGGCCAUGGUGAAACUGUUCUUCAACCCCAGAGGAAGUGUGAAGUCUAAAAGUGAAAAGACCCACCAGAUCAUACAAGGUGGUAAUUUCUGGGCUAGCCAACGAAUCCCACUGAUAAAAGUGGUUGAAAAUAAACAGGAUACCGUGAAAACAGAACAACAGCCUAAAGUUGAGCAAGAGGAAAGUGAGAAGAUUCAGAAAAAACAAGAGCAAUUAAAGCCAGAAGUUCCUGAAAAAACAGAUCCACUAAAGAUUGUGCAUUUAGAUCUGAAAGGUGCCCCACCCAAAGUUAAAUACCUUGAGCAGUUAUUCCCUCUACUGUCAUCUUUGGGUGCUAAUGGGAUAUUGCUGGAAUAUGAGGACAUGUUUCCCUAUGAGGGAGACCUUGAAAUUCUCAAAUCAAGCUUUGCAUACAGUCCGGAAGAUAUAGAGGAAAUUAAGUCUCUGGCUAAACGACACAAUCUGGAACUGAUACCUUUGGUGCAGGUGUUUGGACACAUGGAGUUCGUCUUAAAACAUGAAAAGUAUUUUAAAUUGAGAGAAGUGGAAACGUUUCCCAAUAGUCUAAACUCUCUGGCCCAAGGAAGCAUGGAACUCGUUCAAAACAUGCUAAUGCAGGUUAUGAAGAAGCACCCAGAAGCACGGUGGUUCCACAUUGGUGCCGAUGAGGUGCGUGGCUUGGGCGAAAGUGAAGAUUCGAAGCGAUGGUUAGAAGCCAACAACGGAGACAUGGGCAAGCUCUACCUCAAUCAUGUGACUGCAGUUGCAAAGUUUAUGACCAAACAGAAGCAAAGAAUCAAGCUGAUCUUGUGGGACGACAUGUUCAGGAAAUUUAGCCCUGACACUAUAAAAGAAUCAGGUUUGCAAGAUCUUGCUUCACCCAUGAUAUGGAACUACCAUGCAAACUUGAACGUGAAGGACAUUGGUAAGUAUAUCUCCAAGUAUGAGCAGGCUGGAUUUCGUGGCGUGUGGUUUGCUAGUGCUUUCAAAGGAGCAUCUGGGAUCGACCAGAUCUGGACUCCAAUUGAUCACCAUUUAAAAAACCAUAUACAGUGGCAGGAAGUCAUCGCAUCCAUGCCGCAGUACAAGUCAGUGAGAUUUCAAGGCAUUGCACUGACUGGCUGGCAAAGGUAUGAGCAUCACACAGUGCUGUGCGAGCUUCUCCCGGUGGCCAUUCCUUCUCUCACUGUCUGUCUGCAGACACUGAAAUAUGGUGCAUUUAAUGCUAAGGCCCAGGGUGAGGUCCAGCGCAUGCUUGGCUGUGAAAUUCAGCUCGAAAAAAAUGACUGUAAGGGUGCAUCCUUUCCUGGAUCAGACAUUUAUGAAAUGGUGAAGAAGAUCCACACCAACCUUCAGAGUUCAAUUAUAAACCUCAAGCAAAACUAUCACGUCAAAGGAUCAUUCAGCUUUUAUCAUCGCAAACGCAACUUUGCCAACCCUCGAAAUCUUGGAUUUUUCAAAGACGAUCUGAAAAAAAUGAUGGAUGAAUGGGAUUCCUUUUUGCUGACUUUUCGGGAAAGCAUGGAGGCGAUUUUUUACCCGGACACUUUAGAGGAGUGGUUGGAAGAGAACGUGAAUGAACACAUUGAAACGCUUCACAACAUGGUGGUUGAUGUAGAGCGGAUCAUUAAACUCAACGGACAGCCAAAGGUGGACCCCUUGGAAAAUAGGUGAAACAAAUCGGUGUAAAAGACAUUCCAAACAUGGCAUUCAGACCUCUUGUUUCUGCACAAAAGGAGGUGUUUCCCCUCUCAGGGACCUUGCUUAUUACCUUAGGACUUUACUGGAAGUGACGAACACAUAUAUUAUAUAUGAACUGCUUGAAAAAAUGAAUUCACAACGUUGCAUUGAUGUGUUUAUUUAAUCGGUUUUUGAGUGGACUUUGCUAAAGAUUUAGCUGUAAAGGGAUGAAAUGCAAUCAUGCAUAAAUUAAUGUUUUUUAUAACUGUGGUCUGAGGAGCACAAAUAUUGUGCAAUUCUGUAUAAAUGCAAAAUGUGUGAUCACUUACUGUAGAAAUGUUACAGUAGAGCUUUCCAUAAAGAUGCCAAGAAUUGUUAGUACUUCAAUACUAUUAAAGAAGACUUGUAAUUAUAUAAAUAUUUGGUUUAGAUUUAUAGGGAUUUACAAAAGACUACAAUAAAACUGCAAAUCUGUUGAUCAUGGGGUUUACAACAUAUCAUAAAAAAAUGUGGAAGCUUUGUACUUGUAGCUGCUUUUACUCUUUAUUAUGGUGAAAUCUCAGUAUUUUUAUAUUUAAAGGGGCAGUUUACUCAAAAAUGAAAAUUCUCACUUGUCACAAA